AUGGUGUGUCUAAAAAGGUUUCAGUCAACCUCCGGUGUUAUGGUCAAUCCUGACGUUCAGUCCACAUUCCAGAAACUAAGUGAAGGGAAAAAGGAAUUUCGAUAUAUCAUCUUUAAAAUAGAGGAGCGGGAGGUGGUGGUUGAGGCCGCUGUUUCGCAAGAAGAACUAGGCUUGACAGGCGACGAUUACGAUGACUCAUCCAAGGCUGCUUUCGAGAAGUUUGUGGCCGAUAUCAAGAAUCGUACCGAUGGUUUUACUGACUGUCGCUAUGCCGUCUUUGAUUUCAAGUUCACGUGUUCCCGCGUUGGUGCUGGUACCUCCAAGAUGGAUAAAAUCGUCUUUCUCCAGUUGUGCCCCGAUGGCGCGUCUAUUAAGAAGAAAAUGGUAUAUGCGUCGUCUGCGUCUGCAAUAAAAGCUUCACUGGGUACGGGGAAAAUCCUGCAGUUCCAGGCCUCUGGAGUGAAGAUUGAUCCGUCAUGCAAGAACGCUUAUGAUAUGCUUCAUAACAAACAUCAACACAGCUACAUCAUUUUCAAGAUUGACAAAAAUGAUACAGCGAUCGUUGUGGAGAAAGUCGGUGACAAAGGUGCACCAUAUUCUGAAUUUAUCGAGGAGAUGAGGAAAGCCGUCGAUGGAGGUAAAGAAUGCAGAUAUGCUGCUGUAGAUGUAGAAGUGCAAGUACAAAGGCAAGGUACAGAGGGUGGCAGUAAGCUGAAUAAAGUCAUUUUUGUGCAAUAUUGUCCGGAUGAAGCACCGGUACGUCGUCGAAUGCUGUACGCUUCAUCGGUGCGUGCUUUGAAGGCCACACUAGGUCUUGAAUCGCUUAUGCAGGUAAUUGUUCUUUGUUCCACGAACUACUCAAUUCCAUUCGUUGCAAUCGAUUUAUUUAGUGUUCAAGCCUCCGACCUGUCUGAUCUUGAUGAAAAAGCCAUCAAGCACGAGUUGGUCAGUAGCCAGAGGACCUGA
Angiostrongylus costaricensis is the source of this 966-nucleotide messenger RNA. Lineage: Eukaryota; Metazoa; Nematoda; Chromadorea; Rhabditida; Metastrongylidae. The record is from the annotation of a GenBank genome assembly.